Molecule: messenger RNA, 771 nt
Organism: Saxophila tyrrhenica
Lineage: Eukaryota; Fungi; Ascomycota; Dothideomycetes; Mycosphaerellales; Extremaceae
Exons: 1
Coding region: 1-771 (256 amino acids)
Source: RefSeq, a predicted model, not a curated record
AUGGCCACCUUCGAAGGCCUCACCAUCACCCGCUCCGACUUCUUCGACAACAUCGACCGCAUCCGCCGCCCAAGCAGUCUGGACUCCAAGAGCACCUGCCCUGGCCCCUGUGGUCGCCCGAUGGUGCGCCAGGCCCCCAACAACCUCAUCGAAACCGCCAUCAUCCUCCACGGCGAGCACGUCGUCGGCGAAGAUUGCGCCAAAGAAUACCUCGAGACUCAGAACACCUGCCCGGAGUGCAAGGUGAUCCUCUUCGUAGAAGAACCAGGAACCGACGACCGCGUCAAUCUUCUGCGUAUCUGGAAUUUGCAGCUCCUCCAACUCCGAUACAGCGAGAACGGAAACGAGGCGAUGAGGGGGAAGCUGCACGAUAUGUGGCAAGACUUCAUCGAUGCUCGCGCUGAACUCUUCCUUGCUGGUGGGAUGGAUGCUCCAAAAGCGGAGUACGGCGUGUAUCGGGAACAAGCCAGAUGCCCAUCGAGAAACACUCUCCGCGGCUGGCGCACCGUCGACGCAGAGGUCCUGGUGUCACAACUGAUUCGCGUCUUCGACACGCUGUUCGUGGAGUUCAGUUAUCCUGUCACCCAGAAGCCGCGAACAGAUUCCCUUGUUGCCGGAGCCGGGCACGACGACGACAAAUUGAAGGUCUCAUGUCAUCCUCUGGCAGCGAAACUGCGCGAACAGAUGAUCAGCACCCUGUGGGAGUACGACGACUGCACGGUCCCGGCCUUCCGCAUCAGACACCAGUUCAACUCAGUCUGGCCAGAAUAG